This is a messenger RNA of Solea senegalensis (Senegalese sole), 1914 nucleotides long. Its product is annotated as mdm2-binding protein-like. Lineage: Eukaryota; Metazoa; Chordata; Actinopteri; Pleuronectiformes; Soleidae. The annotation marks the transcript as partial. Gene Ontology annotation, biological process: protein localization to kinetochore; traversing start control point of mitotic cell cycle; regulation of protein ubiquitination. The record is from RefSeq and is a predicted model, not a curated record. The transcript is spliced from 15 exons. Gene Ontology annotation, cellular component: kinetochore.
GUCUUUCAUUACUACGCUCCGGCUUUAGACUUGGUUCAGCUGGUUAAUCUGUCAGACCUGCCCAGCUUUGUGAUGUCCAGCUCCUGUUUUGAACUAGGCCUGUGUGGAAAGUCAGCAAAGGCUAAACUUCUGCUGGACCAGCUGAGGUCACUGCGUGGACAGGUUGGGGCAUUGUUCAGUCUGUCCUGUGUAAUCACUCCCAUCACCCAGGCUGCAGCCAGCCAAAUCAGCUCCCAGCGCUGGAGGGAGUCUAUAGACCGGAGGCUUAAGUCCAUACCUGUGCCUGAUGUUGAGGUGAAAGGUGAAAGUGCUCACUUCUUCCUGUUGGUCCAGGGAGCAGACGAUACUGGGUUUGGAUCCUGCAGGGUCAGGAUGUUGCACUCAACCAGUCAAAUUAAUGGAGCAGCUGCCAUGGCAACCCUUACGGGGUUGAUGAGAGAGAAGUGUCUUUCUUCAUCAGGAGGCAAUGUAGCCAAGAUCCUCAGUACUCUCCCUUGUCUCCAAGGAGACGGCCUACUGAAGAGAGAGAGGAAGGUGACCCAGGUUCAGGCUCUGGUACUUAAGGAAUAUCGCAGACAGAAAGAAGAAGAAGAGGAAGAGUACAACUCAACUUCAAUACCCAUCAAUGAUGUGAAGGCCAUUUUAAGUCUGGCAAGGGAGCAGUAUCUGAACAUGCUGGACUCCACUCUGCUCCCGGCUGCCGCCUGUCUGACCAACAAGCAGGGGACUGCCAAAAAAUCAGUUUUUCAGACUGUUUCCCACCAGUCGUCUGAGUGGCCUGAGAGGAGCGUCCUCCACAACAUAGAGAACCUGCUGAAGAGACGACAGAGGAAGAGAUUUGGACUGUUAGGUCCAGGCUCCAGUGACAGCCUGCUGGGUCCCAAAGAUAGUCAGAAGACAUCUGCUCUCUUAGAUGCCAAGGAGCUUCUGAAACACUUCACAUCUGAUGGUUUGCCUGCUGGGGAGCUACAGCCACUGGCUAUCAAUAGAGGUACUAAUGUGUUUCAGUUGUCACCAGACCUCUCUCCGGGGAGAGCAAGCAAACUGCCCUUCGACAAGGCCUCAGCGUCACAUUACCAUGGCAUCGAAUUCUGCUUGGACAAUCAGCGGUCUUUGGAUCGGGACCAGGCCUUUGUGAGGCUCCAGUCCCGCCUAAUCCGGCAUGAGACCCAAAGUACCUGCACCAAAGAGCCAUGUGCCCUCCCCAUCGCCCACAGUCCCGCCCCCUCCCCUGCCGUGAUGUCGGAACCAGGAAGUGUACCUGACGGAGAGAGUCUGCAGAAUGCUGACGUAGCACGACUCAAGCGUAGAUCCUGGGACACGGACAUUGUCGGUGGUUAUUCUCGCAAGAGGCUGGUGAAGUCUGAGAGCAGCGACUCGCUCUGUUCUCAGAGCAGUGGUAGCAGUGGGACGCACCCUGUCAUUAGGUCUCUCAGACAACAGCCAAGCAGAUCCCAGUCCACUUCUGCCUCCAUCACUGCUUCUUCUUCAGUCACCAGACGGACAUCCUCGGUGACGCUCCCUGCUGCUGAUAAACCUAAAGCUCCACAGCAGACACAACAUGUUCAGUCAGAGGAGAAACUUGCUGCCAAAGAGUCACGUUCUCAGAAACACAACAGGAUGUUGCAGGAAGUUGUAGCUAAAACACUCAAACUCCACGGGAUCAACACUGAGCACGAGUGCUUUGACGCCUGCAGCAAAAGACUGUUUGAUAUCUCCAAAUUCUAUCUCAAGGAUCUUAAAACCUCUCGGGGCCUGCAUGAUGAGAUGAAGAAGGCAGCCAGCAGCAACGUCAAGCAGGUCAUUGACUGGGUGCUGGAGAAGACCUCGGUCAAGCGAAGACGGCCUUGAAGCCUAAGUGGAAAAAAUAUUUCAUUUUUAAAUCUUUGGAAUUUUUGCUUUGUGAACCAAGUU